AUGGCUACAUCACUUUCUUGUGUUGUCAUUGGUUGUUCCAAUAACUCAACCAAACUUAAAAAGUGGAAAAAAGCUAUUUGUGAAAUUCAUAAAUGUUCAAGAGAAGAUUCUAAUUGUUGCUGUUCUGAACCAUUUAAACUUAUUCUUUUUCCUACUGAAAAAAAAGACCCAGACCGUCGAUCUGUUUGGAAAAAAUUGAUAAAUCGAGUAAAUUCAGACAAAUCUCAAUGGGAAGAUACUAAGUACAGUAGAGUUUGUUCACAACAUUUUAUUAUUGAAAAAUAUGAAUUUCCUUCAGAGCUAUUGGGAUACAAUGCAUUAAAUAAAAUAAGACAAUUGGUUCCUUCUGUUUCAUCUAAUUAUAAUCGACCAAUAAAUAAACGAAAUAACAACAUGCUUUCUGAUUCAUUUUCAACAAAAACCGCCACUAUAUCCGCCUCUACUCGUAAAACUGCAUCUAACACUACUUUCAAAACUGAAAUCCGAGCAAAUAAUAGCGAAAACACUCUGAUAAUGCAAGAUAAAGUUUUACCUGUCUUUUCAUCAGAAAUACUGACAGACGAUCUUGUUACUCUAGCAUCAAAAAAGUUGUUUAACAAAUUGCAUGACUUUAUUAGCCCUUAUGUUAAAAAACGAUUAAAUUCUGUUCCUGUUAAAAGAACUGUCAGUGGAACACUAAAAAAAGUUGGACGUGCAAGAAAAUUAUGUUCACAAGAUGAGUUUCUGCUGACUUUAAUGAAACUUCGAUUAGGAUUAUUUAACAAAGAUCUUGCUAGUCAGGUUUGUAAGCAUCUAAUAUUUGUACCAGACCUUGGCACAUUAAAUGCAACAAGCCCUUUACGAUUUAAAAAAUAUAACAACUUGGCAGCUAUUAUUGACUGUUCCGAAAUUUUCAUACAAACCCCAAGAAAUUUGGAAUUGCAAAGUGUUACUUGGUCUGAGUAUAAACACCACAAUACUUUAAAGUUUUUAAUAAGUGUUGCUCCUAAUUCUUUUAUUGUUUAUAUAUCAGAAGCUUAUACUGGUCGCAUAUCAGACAAAGCAUUAACUAUGGAUUGUGGUUUUCUUGAUUUAUUAUCUCCUUUUUCUAUAGUUAUGGCAGACAAAGGGUUUAAUUUGCAUGAUGAAUGCACUGCUCGACAUUUAUUUUUUACUGUACCACCUGGUCGGCGAGUAACAUCACAAAUGACACCUUUUGAAGUUAAGAAAACAAGUUCAAUUGCUAAAAUUAGAAUUCUUGUUGAACAAAUUAUUGAAAGAUUAAAAACAUUUCGUCUUAUAAGUAAAGAAUUGCCACUGACUUUACUUCCACAUGCAAAUGAUAUUUUAAUAGUUUGUGCAGCAAUCACAAACAUGUCCAACCCUUUGUACAAAGACUGA
Messenger RNA from Hydra vulgaris (swiftwater hydra), 1380 nucleotides. NCBI's taxonomy places the organism in Eukaryota, Metazoa, Cnidaria, Hydrozoa, Anthoathecata, Hydridae. The record is from RefSeq and is a predicted model, not a curated record.